CCACCCAAACAAAUCCAACAACCUGAUACUGGAGACACAACCAGGCGUUCCCCGGCCACACUGUCUGGUGUCCUGUCUGCAGAUAGGGAGAUUCCAUUUCUUCAUCCAACAACCUCAUACUGGGGACACAACCAGGCGUUCCCCCGCCACACUGUCUGGUGUCCUGUCUGCAGAUAGGGAGCUUCCGUUUCUUCAUCCAACAACCUGAUACUGGAGACACAACCAGGCGUUCCCCCGUCGCCCUGUCUGCCGCACUGCCCGGUCAAGGCCAAAUGCAACCGUGCCUGGGAGCAGCAGAAGAGACGUCUAUCCACCCCGACGGGACUAACCUAUUUACUAACCCUGAAUAGACCAAAUACCCUGAAUGGAUACGUUAUUAAGACAAGGACCUAUGCAAUAGGCAUAGUCAACAUGGAUUUUGUUUUGUUUUUGACGGACCUUUGUGAAACAACAAGCUAACGUCAGUUCGCUACCAAGGCGGCCUAACAUUAGCAAAGGAGCUAGCUAGCUACCGUUAGGGGGGAGAAACACGGCAAAGUUGGACUUCUGUGGGCAAAAAAAAAAGGCCGACGGGUUUAUUCCCUAACAAGUUUAUUUUAACAUAGUUAACUACCUGUUAGUAACGCUAGCAGUGUAUUGUUAAUGUUAGUUAGGUAACUUAGCGUAGCUAACGUUGUGUCAAGUAGCUGUCUGUUAGCAUGACAACCUGACCCCGUCUUCAAUGUGUCGCUCCAUACUGGACACAUCGGUUACGGUUAUUGAACUGUACGUGAAAGAGACAGAAGUGUAUAAAGACAUACGUUAAGUUUCGGAAGAGCGGGAAGUUUCAAGUUAAAUCAAAUGUACAACAGAGUGAAGUCAAUGUCGUUGCUGAAGCAAAUCACGAUGCUGUUGUUCGUGACGGUCCUCCCUCCUGUCCCCGCUGACCAGCAGAAGGAGAGGGAGUGUGCCUUCACUGAGCAGCAGCAGCAGUGGGAGAUGGAGCGCGUUGCGGUGGGGGAGGGACGUGUUUCCCCCGAGAACACCACGAUCCACUGCUCUAAAGGAUCUCACUGCUUCGGCCUCUGGGAGAAGAGUCCUCCUGGAGACGUCAGGCUGGUCAAACAAGGUUGUUGGACUCACCUUGGCGACCAGCAGGAGUGUCGGGACGACCGUUGCGUGGUAACCAACCUGCCUCCUCAGAUCCAGAAUGGGACGUAUCACUUCUGCUGCUGUAGUACUGACAUGUGUAACGUCAACUUCACUGAGGACUUUCCUCUGCCCAGUCCCACUACAGCCCAGCCGCUAUACAACCAGUUGCAGUGUGAAGAGACCAUAGUCAUCUCCUUGGCUGUUGUCUCUGUGCUGGCUGUCAUCAUCUUUGCUGCCUUCUUCGGUUACCGCAUGAUGCACAGAGGUGGUAAACAGGGCCUUCAUAAUCUCAACAUGAUGGAGGGAGCUGGUUCUGAGAGCUCUCUGGACCUGGACAACCUCAAACAACUGGAGGUCAGAUGGCUACAGCUACUACAGCUACUACAGUUACUACAGCUACUACAGUUACUACAGCUACUACAGUUACUACAGUUACUACAGCU
Oncorhynchus kisutch (coho salmon) is the source of this 1574-nucleotide messenger RNA. Its product is annotated as bone morphogenetic protein receptor type-2. The annotation marks the transcript as partial. Gene Ontology annotation, cellular component: plasma membrane; signaling receptor complex. The transcript is spliced from 5 exons. Lineage: Eukaryota; Metazoa; Chordata; Actinopteri; Salmoniformes; Salmonidae. The record is from RefSeq and is a predicted model, not a curated record. Gene Ontology annotation, biological process: vasculature development; BMP signaling pathway; protein phosphorylation. Gene Ontology annotation, molecular function: ATP binding; transforming growth factor beta receptor activity.